AUGGAAGCUCUUCGGGCCUUGCUCUACGUUGGCCUACUACUGGCCAGGUGUAGUCAAGCUGCUCCGGACCUUUUCGACUCUGAGAAAGAGCAACUCACUGCGGCAGACAUCGAAGCACUACCGAGCGAUUCCAGCCACCUGUUCGACUUCUCUCUGUCGAGCACUCAAGCCGGCAACCGAUCCUGCAAGGUCUACCCCGGCGAUGUCGACUGGCCAUCCGAGGAGACGUGGUCCGCCCUCAACCAGGCCGUGGACGGGAACCUCCUGAAACCGCAUCCGCGGGCGUCAGUCUGCUAUGAUGGGCCCUACUACGAUGAGGCCGAAUGCAGCAAGAUCUCGGCUAACUGGACCAAUUCAUAUAUCCACCUUGAGGACCCGAUCGAGAUGUUCUCCCCGGUCUACCAGGGCCUCACCUGCUCGCCGCCCAACAUUUACGAUAGCAAGGGCUGCACGGCGGGUGGAUUCCCGAUGUAUGUCAUCAAUGCUACGACUCCGAAGCAUGUACAGGCGGGCGUCAACUUUGCGCGCAAUACGGGUGUGCGGCUCGUGGUAAAGAAUACGGGACAUGACUUCUCUGGAAAGUCUGGUGGUGGCGAGUCUUUGAGCAUUUGGACACGGCACUUUAAGGAGAUUCAGUACAUACCCGAGUAUCAAGACGAGGCCAGUGGCUACUAUGGUGCCGCGUUCAAGUGCGGCACGGGUGUGCAGGCAUUCGAGAUUUACAAGGCUGCUAGCGAGAAGGGCAAGGUUGUGGUCGGGGGCGAGGGCCACACUGUUGGCGUGAUGGGCGGCUACACCCAAGGAGGCGGGCACAGCCCGCUGACCUCCAUCUACGGCACCGGAGCAGACCAGGUCCUGGCCUUCGAGGUCGUGACGCCGGACGGGAAAUUCGUGACAGCCGACUUCACCCAGAACACAGAUCUGUUCUGGGCUCUCCGCGGAGGUGGCGGCAGCACGUUCGGCGUCGCCACGUCCGUGACAGUCAAGGCGUUCCCAGAUGUACAGACCACGGCAGCGAGGUUUUCAUUCAAUACCACCACGGUGGGCAACGAGACCUUCUGGGCCGGAGUCCGUGCCUAUUUCGACUAUUUCCCUACCAACGCUGACCUUGGAACAUAUGCGUACUUUGUGCUGCUACCGAACAACCCAAAGCAAGGGGUUUGGACAUUUCAGAUGACCCCUUUCUUUGCGCCAAACAAGACCCUGGCAGAGACCGAAGCAAUCUUGCAGCCAUGGCUUACCCAGCUGGACACACUAGGGAUCAAGGUCGACCCCAACAUCACCCACUACGGCUCCUUCUACCCCGCCUGGGUGGAAUCCUUCCCCCUCGAGGACCCAGACCUCCUCAACACGACCUUCGCCAACAUCCGCCUCUCGUCGGAGCGGAACCGCGUCAUCGUCGGCUUCAACAUCAAGGCGACCUCCCCCGGCGGCGGCCCGGACAACGCGGUCAACCCGGCGUGGCGCGAGAACCUCCUCUUCGCCAUCCAGUCGGUGCGCUGGAGCGUCAACGCCACCGCCGAGCAGAUCUGGGAGGCGCGGAAGGGGUUCACGUUCGGCGACAUGCAGCGGUGGCGGGAUGUGAGCCCCGGCGCGGGGAGCUACCUCGCCGAGUCGGACCGCCUUGAGCCGGACUUCCAGCAGGCCUUUUAUGGGGACAAGUACCCGCGGCUGCUUGAGAUCAAGAGGAAGUAUGACCCGGGCGAUGUGUUCUAUGCUGCCACGGCUGUGGGUAGUGAGUUCUGGAAUGUGGUGACUGCUGAUACCCUGCCGAGUGAGAAUGGGCGGCUGUGUCGGGUCAACGUGACCAGUACAUGA
Messenger RNA from Diaporthe citri, 1818 nucleotides. RefSeq lists its product as uncharacterized. Bases 1 to 1818 code for a protein of 605 amino acids. Lineage: Eukaryota; Fungi; Ascomycota; Sordariomycetes; Diaporthales; Diaporthaceae. The transcript is spliced from 3 exons. Gene Ontology annotation, molecular function: oxidoreductase activity; FAD binding. The record is from RefSeq and is a predicted model, not a curated record.